Molecule: messenger RNA, 1263 nt
Organism: Penicillium roqueforti
Lineage: Eukaryota; Fungi; Ascomycota; Eurotiomycetes; Eurotiales; Aspergillaceae
Exons: 6
Coding region: 1-1263 (420 amino acids)
Biological process (GO): secondary metabolite biosynthetic process
Molecular function (GO): FAD binding
Source: RefSeq, a predicted model, not a curated record
AUGGUCGGACAAGCAUUGACAUCGGUUGCCAUCAUUGGUGGCGGGCCCGGUGGAUUAGGUACGGCGAUUGCUCUCUCAGAACUGCCGUUUCUAAAGGUGACUCUGUAUGAGAAAAAUACGGAGCCCCGAGAAGCCGGUGCAGGCCUCAGCCUGAGCACAAAUGCAUGGAGAGUUCUAGAUUUACUUGGAGCUAGUGAUGGCGUCAAGGGAGGCUCCAAAUCCAACACACACCAAAGAAAUGCCUACACAGGGAAGAUUUUGAACAUCACUGAGCAUCCAGAAAAUUCCGCUGCUGAUUCCCGCGGAUCAAUCCGUGCUCGCAGAACCCGACUUCAGUCAGCUCUCUUAUCGAGAGUACCCGAGGGCUUGAUCCAAUUUGGCAAAAAGGUUGUAUCUUUGGAGAACCUUUCGGGUCGGGGGGUUCGGUUGGUAUUUCAGGAUGAAACGGAAGCGAUUGCGGACAUUGUCGUUGGGGCGGACGGAAUACACUCUGUUGUCCGUAGGGCCCUAUUGCCUGAUCAUCGACUGCACUUUACAGGUAACAGUGCGUUCCGUGUUCUAAUUCCGAAGUCUCGUCUGGCCCACAUCCCGGACAUCACGACUACAACCUCAUGGUGGUGGGGUGAAGCUGGCCAUGUAUACCUCUCUGAUGUGGACGAUGAGGAAGAGUCCAAAGAUCCGCUUUUUGAAAUCACUGUUCGAUCCUAUCGUGAGCCUGAGGUCUCAGGGAAGACGGUCUUCUGGGGUAUCCCUGCAACCAACGAGAAAGUGGGAUCCCGUGUUGAGGCUUUUGACCAAAGAAUAAGAGACGCAGUAAGCGCGGUUCCUGAAGGAGAAUGGAGGGAGUUUGCAACAUUCGCUGGGCCUCGUCUAAACAAGAUCACCGACUGGGAUAAAGUCGCCCUGAUUGGAGAUGCCAGUCACCCGCUUUCAGGGGCGUUCGGAUCUGGGGCGACGUUUGCCAUGGAGGAUGGUUGGAUCCUCGCACGGGCGCUUGAGUUUACGCAGGCUACUUCUCGCCCUACACGAGACGCUCUAGAGAUCUUUGAACAGAUCCGGUCUCCAUACUAUGCCAAGAUGUAUCAGCAUCUAGACGAAAUACGUGACAAAGCAGAACAACUCCAAGCAGAAGAGAAAGAUUUUGAUGUCAUUCUGAAAGCCAAAAUCGACAAUUUUCUCUAUGGAGACAAGGAUUUCAUUUAUCAAAAUGACAUUAAGAAGGUCUGGGAAGACUAUGUUGCGGCAGAGCAGAUAGGGUUGUAA